CCAACGCGCGUUUUUAAGCAACGAAGCCUGCAGCGCGUUCUACCGAGUCUUGACCUGGGGUGCAGCCCCGUUGGGUCGAUUUUUUAUCUAUGAGUCAUUUAGCGACAGUUUUGAGGACGAAAAUAUUACUCGUCUCAGUUCCGGGCUUUCACAGAACUAUCCUGGUGUCAUCGGCUCCUCUGAGGCGCUGUGCCUUGAACAUUCCUGGUCAUGUUGUCAGUCCCACAGGCACGGGAGUCUCUUACUCUCAGUCGUUCUUGUGUAGGGAGUGGUCAGCGACGUCUCUCUCCAACCCCUUCGGAACAGAGCUAUCAAACUAUUGAAACACACCCGGCCUCGUUAUUUUCCGUCUCACAGGCUGACGCUGGAUCUGACUCCCUCAGUUUGACAACCACAGUCACUGGAGAUUUGGUCGGUGGUGGCAUAUGGGAUAGAUCUCAGUCAAUCAUGCCCCUGGGCUGUACGUUCGGUCGUGGUCAAACGUCCAAUUUCAUCGAUUUAGGGACACAGCGGCCGUCGGCAUGUGGUGAAAAAGGCCUUUUUGAGUUCCUGAAGGAAGCGGAGUUAGAGCACUACUAUACGGCACUCACCACUCAUCUGAAGAUCCGGUCAGUGGAACAGAUCAAAUACGUGGAUGACUCGGAUCUGACAGAGCUGGGUUUUAGCCGACCAGAGCAACGUCGCCUCCGCAAAUUUUUCAAACGGGAAUGCCCGCAGACCACAAUGGGGAAGCUUCGAAAGCGCCUUUCACGAUCGACCGGUGCAACCAGAUCCGUUUCGGUCUCGCGUACAGUUGAUAAAAUACUCGGUCCGGAUGCUGUCACCCCAACCGUGCGGUUUACAUCGGUGGAUCAUACCCCUACAUAUGAAGAGGGCCGUAACUGGGACAGUUCCAGGACGAAUGUGCGAGUUGGGGAAAGCGUGGUCGGUGGUGGCACAUUGUAUCGUAUAAUUCCUGCGAGACAGCUGGAAAUUGGUGCAAACCUGGGUGAAGGGGAAUUCGGGAAAGUUUUUCAGGGAGUAUGGCGUCCUGAGUUUGGAGGUGUUGUCCAGGUAGCCGUCAAAAUUGUGGAAACGCAUCGUUUGACCAACAACACGGAUGAAUUCCUCAACGAAGUUGGCGUAAUGCACCGACUCAACCAUCCGGAUAUCGUUCGCCUCUAUGGGAUCAGUGUGGAACCGGACGUCGUCAAAAUUGUCACCGAAUUAGCCCCACUGCGUUCUUUGCUCGAGUGCCUGCGUGAACCGGAACUCCGACCCAGUUUCCCAGUUCCAGUGUUGCAUCGGUUCGCUGUCCAGGUCGCCCGUGGAAUGGCCUAUUUGGAAGAGCUUGGUCUGGUCCAUCGCGAUCUGGCUGCAAGAAAUCUUUUGGUGUUCAGUAAGGACCUGGUAAAAAUCAGUGAUUUCGGAAUGUCUCGAGCACUUCAACUCAGUAAAUCCUAUUAUCAGUCCAAUUUCAACGUGAGCCUCAAACUUCCGAUCGCCUGGUGUGCUCCAGAAUGUAUCCAUGACCUCCAGUUCAGCACAGCUUCGGACAUCUGGGCUUAUGGAGUCACGCUUUGGGAAAUGUUCACCUAUGGUUUCACUCCGUGGGCUGGACUUACUGGGCGUCAAGUGUUGGAAGCAAUCGAUGUGCCCCGUUCUGCACGUCUUGAUCAGCCAGAUGCGUGCCCGGAUGCGAUAUACGACGCAGUAAUGAGGGCCUGUUGGACGCAUGAACCAAGAGCUAGGCCAACGUUUAGCCAUCUAGUGGCAAUGCUUCCUCGCUUAUGCCCUGAACGGUGGUUGGCUGUGCGCGCCUAUCGAUCCGAAAUGGAAAUGGCCGAUAGUGACAGGGACGAUAACAAAUCACUGACCAACGGUGCAGCCAAUGAACAUCCGAUUCCAUUUGCCCUCCCGCUAUCUCGAUCCCUUGGCCGGCAUCUAUCCGUUCGGGAGAAUGAGUUAGUCUAUGUUCUUGGAAAACGAAGCUCACAUCUUUGGAAAGUUGUCAGUCAUCAGACAGGUCUGGUUGGAUGCCUUCCAACCUCCAUCCUCAAACCGUAUUCCUUCGAUUCGUCAGCUUCGAAGGAUGGAUCAUCGAAGCUGGGUGAUCGGACUGUCAGUGGCGGUCCACCUUCAGGUGGAAAUAGCAGUGGUGCUGGUGGAACGUUACUCCCACCCAAGUCUCUGUUACGCUUGAGUCGGAGAGACAAGAUUAGUCUCCCUCAGAAUGACUUUCGUCAUGUGGCACACGUGGGAUCCGACGGCACCGUGUUUGGUGAAGUGGAUUUUACCCAGGCGAACGGAUCUCAAGAUGGAUUGGACAUUGUGCGUUGUUCUCAAAGGGUUGCCCGGUCUCCGUCGAACGUGUCAGAGACAACGGUUAACGAUGCUGAGUCGUUGGGCAGGCCGAUAACGAGACGUGACUUUUCGUCUCCCGUAUCUGAGAAGAUCUCAGCAGCGAAAUCAGUGCCAAAGUUGGACCUCAAGAUGCAGUCCAGCACCAAUGGGCAAUCGAAUGGUCAUGCCUUGGACGAUCUGUUCAAGUCCGAGACAGAGUCAGAUCUUGGCUCAAUGGGACUCUAUUUUGGCACAUCCCUCUUGGAUGAGGUUUUCAAAUGCUUCAGCAUCGAUCCAAAUGAGACGGGCAUUAAGUUAGAGCCGGACAGCUCUGAUACCUCGUUGCCUAAGGAUCAAUCUGUCGGUGAUGUUUUUGGAGACCGGAGUGUGCGGCAUGUGAAUGCUGUCCAUACUUCCAAUCCACCUGCACUACCGGAUCCACCAAAUCACUUGAAAAACUCCGUCUCCAACACAUCCGCGGAACCAUGCACCCUUCCAGCAUCCCCUUCGUACCCUGUUUCACUGGUUUCUGUCGCUUCCGAAAAACAAACGGCCAUCGACGGUAGGGAAUCCCGGGCCCCCACUAGGUCAGCCACCACUGUGAUCACUUCACUCGAUGCUCCAUGCAUGACUCCAAGUCUCCGAACGCGUUGGAAACGUAGCACUUUUGGCAGUUUGAGAAGGCGCAGUUCGUCUGUAUCCAAGGUUCCGAUCAGCGCCACGACCACGUCCUAUGGGUUGACUGGUACGCUAGGCCGAAAGUGUUCCGAACCUCCCGAAGGUCUAACUAGUAAGAAUCGGCUCACUAUUAGUCCCCCGGUCUUGAUUAGUAAACCCCUGUUACCAGAUCCUGUAGUGGAUACGGUAUCAUUAUGUUCACGACCGAUCUCUGUCACCUCGUCUACCGUGUCCUCUGUUGGAGGCCUAAGUUCCGCCAGUCAAAGUAGUUCACUGACCAUAGUAUCGUCUACAAACGGCCACCUUCCAUCAACUAAGGAUAAACAGCCGACGGGCGAAGCGGCAAAAUCUUCCGAUUCCUUCACUUACGUCCGUCAUGGGGUGAAUUCGGGUGAAGAUGGACUAUCCACACACUCGUCUGUCUCACCUACGCCAAGCGUGUCUUCGUUAAACACCGUCAGUAGAAAUGCGGUCAUUUCUACCAAUCCGACUCCCAAUCUUGGACUCCGAACGCUUCGUGGAGGUGGUGAUGUCGUAUUUCGAGCGUCAACGUCUACAGCCAGUGGAACUCUGAGUCAACGGCGUAAGGUGAUGCUAUGCGGUUCGGCUGCGACAAGCUUUGCGAACGAUACCAGGCCCCCGAUAUCGCGUAUUCGCGAACCGACACCAACUGGCACGAGUCGUGUGGCAGACUACUACUUGGCCAAUGCCAGAGUCACUGGAGCCCUACUCUCCCGAUUGGACGGUCUACCAGCUGGGCGGUCACAUGAGGAACACACGGUAGAGCAGAAAUCACUUGGUCGGCGAAUGUCGCUCUCCUCCACCAUAUCAUCUUCUUCAUCGUCUGAAUCCUCGCCCCUGUCAGCCCAAUCGCCAAUGAUCUCACCAUCGCGCAUUCCCAAUACCUCUGUCAGCCCGACACGAUUGGUCGCAAGACGUUCCUCUCAACCGCCGUCAGCUGUUCCCUGUCGGGCACUCGAGUUGGAUGGCAACAUAGCUUCGUUUUGGGGCUCCACGUUUGCUGAUAUGCUAAAUGGCGACAGUAAGCCGAAGGAUCCCAACCCCGAUGCGACACUUCCAAGAACUCCUUCGUCUGACUUGCGCACAACUCUGAAAAGUUCACCAUUCAAAUCGCCGUACACUUCCAGUCUGGUUUCGCCCGAGCAAGACUCUCAGAACGUUCAUCCAGUUUCCUUUGAAUCAUCGGUUCAGUAUUUAGAGCGCGAAUUUACUGAUCGGAAGGUCCGUGGUUCGAAUCCAACUUCUGCCUCUUGGCUUCCCCUGUCUAGGCUUGGGCAUCAUGGAAAUCUACCGGCCCUCGUGCGUCUGUUGGCAUAG
Opisthorchis viverrini is the source of this 4338-nucleotide messenger RNA. RefSeq lists its product as hypothetical. The coding region runs from base 211 to 4338 and encodes 1375 amino acids. The record is from RefSeq and is a predicted model, not a curated record. The transcript is spliced from 19 exons. NCBI's taxonomy places the organism in Eukaryota, Metazoa, Platyhelminthes, Trematoda, Opisthorchiida, Opisthorchiidae. Gene Ontology annotation, biological process: protein phosphorylation; multicellular organism development; cell surface receptor protein tyrosine kinase signaling pathway. Gene Ontology annotation, cellular component: signaling receptor complex. Gene Ontology annotation, molecular function: protein binding; transmembrane receptor protein tyrosine kinase activity; ATP binding.